Molecule: messenger RNA, 576 nt
Organism: Eruca vesicaria subsp. sativa (arugula)
Lineage: Eukaryota; Viridiplantae; Streptophyta; Magnoliopsida; Brassicales; Brassicaceae
Source: the annotation of a GenBank genome assembly
AUGGUGAGGGUUGGUGAAGCAUUGAGAGUAUCAACCUCAUCAUCUUCAUCUCUCAACGAAAGUGAAUCCGAAGAGCUUCAAAAGAUGUCACUAGAACCACCAAGAGCUAAACCCAAGAAACGUCUCUCUAAGCAACUCUCUAUGCUGGAGACCAAAAGAGACAUGGCAUGGGAGCGUCGUCGUCGCCAUAUGCUCCAUCACCUCGAGAUGAAGCAAAUAAACGAAGGAGGAGAUACUGACUUAACGGACGAGGACUUGAGUGAGCUCAAAGGUUCUAUUGAGUUAGGGUUUGGUUUUAACGAGGAGCAAGGGCAAAGACUUACAACUACUUUGCCUGCUUUGGAUCUUUACUUCGCUGUGAACCGUCAGAUCUCUCCUGUUUCUACACCAAGCAGCGGUGGAUCUUCGUCCUCUCGACUUACUUCACUUGGAGACCGAUCCUCCUCUUUUGGUAGUCCUAUGAGUGACUCAGAUGGAUUGAAAUUUAUGUCUCCAGGAGAUAACCCUCAACAAGUUAAAAGGAGGCUGAGGCAUUGGGCACAAGCUGUUGCAUGUUCUGUGAUACAAUAUAAUUAA